This is a messenger RNA of Paecilomyces variotii, 1341 nucleotides long. RefSeq lists its product as hypothetical. The record is from RefSeq and is a predicted model, not a curated record. Bases 164 to 1276 code for a protein of 370 amino acids. Lineage: Eukaryota; Fungi; Ascomycota; Eurotiomycetes; Eurotiales; Thermoascaceae. The transcript is spliced from 4 exons.
AGCCGGAUCACAGGGCUGGUCUCAUCCGCCGAAGUAGAGUUAUGGCCCAGCCAAAGGGUUCGUUGUAUAUGUAUGUAAAGGUACCCCCGCGCGAUGCCGCUCCUUGAAAAAGAAAAAGGACACCCCUUGCGACAACGAUGAGGCAGUAGCAGUCUGCCCGAGCAUGUCUGCAAAUGGUCUGCAGCAAGAUGUCGAUAUCAGUUGGCGCAUCUGGGUCGGAACAAUUACCACAGUGGUGCCGGCCACGUUUGCGGUGGUUUUGCGGUUCACUGCACGUUACGUUGCGAGCGCUGGACUCUGGUGGGACGACUGGACGAUUUUAGCCUCCCUGGCUGUCAACUGGGCGAUGGCAGCGAUACGAUGGGUUCAGGUGUUGCAUUAUGGUUAUGGUCGCCAUGCCGCAUUCCUUGCCGCCGACAAAGUUCAGUCAUUCCAGAAGAGCUUUCUUGCAGUUCAAGUCACCUAUUUCACCAAUGCGGUCACUACGAAAGCCUCUCUGUUGCUUCUAUAUUAUCGAAUUUUUGGGAUUAUCAGGGGAUUCUGCUACGCUCUCUGGGUAUCAGGGGGGAUUAUUGUCAGCUAUUUCAUAGCCUGCAUGAUCGUCUGUAUUGCGGGCUGCCAGCCGGUAUCAUAUUUCUGGAACAAACAUCAGCCUGGCAAAUGUAUAGACGAAGUCAACUUCUUCCGUUGGAAUGGGUUCACCAAUAUGCUGCUGGACUUUUUGGUCCUCUGCCUGCCCCUUUCAAUGACAUGGCAGAUCAGAGCGAGCUGGAGGCAAAAGUUCGUCAUUAGUGGUAUCUUUCUUCUCGGUGGAUUUGUCUGUGUCGUCUCUAUCCUACGCAUCAUUGCAUUCAAUAAAUCCAAUCCAAAAGAUCCUACUUACACCACAAUUAAUACAGCAAUGUGGUCCUCUAUCGAACAGUCCGUUGGAAUCGUCUGUACUUGUCUUCCAACGUUAAGACCUCUGGUGCGACGAAUCUAUGAAACCUCCAAAACUACCGCGACAGAAAGUUCUACUGGCUCUCAAUCUCGGAUACGGUCAACUAACAUCCACCUAUCUAACCUGGGAUCGACCCAAACUACUAGUUCCGCCGGAUUUAUUGGACUUGGAGACGAUGACUCCCUGGACGAGCACAGCGGUAUCUACUCGGGGCCCAAGGGCCGUAUGAAAUCAAAGGUUAGUGUGGGACAGGAUGGCACUGGACGACCGGUCGAGCCUGUCCCCUCAGGAAUCCGACUGGAAAGGGAGAUCCAUCAAACAACGAGUUCUAUAUGAAUAACUACUUACAAUAAUAACGAUGUAUAUACGUGAAAUGAUGUACAGUACGGACUUUAUCGGCU